Messenger RNA from Penicillium riverlandense, 222 nucleotides. RefSeq lists its product as uncharacterized. The coding region runs from base 1 to 222 and encodes 73 amino acids. NCBI's taxonomy places the organism in Eukaryota, Fungi, Ascomycota, Eurotiomycetes, Eurotiales, Aspergillaceae. The transcript has 2 exons. The record is from RefSeq and is a predicted model, not a curated record.
AUGAGUCGCAACUUUGUCCCCGCUGCCCUCUCUAUUGGAGUUGGCAUCUUCACCGAACCUCCGAGCACUAAGAUAGGGACAGGCUACUACAUCUUCCAGCCCGCCAUCCGCGAACUCGAGGCCGAAAAAUCUAAAACACACCAGUCUCCUCCUGCCCAGGCUCCUGCUAGCCAGUCCUCCCCUGUCCAGUCUCCCCCGUCUGCUUCCGACAACAAAAAAUAA